Molecule: messenger RNA, 399 nt
Organism: Amphimedon queenslandica
Lineage: Eukaryota; Metazoa; Porifera; Demospongiae; Haplosclerida; Niphatidae
Product: THAP domain-containing protein 1-like
Exons: 2
Coding region: 1-399 (132 amino acids)
Source: RefSeq, a predicted model, not a curated record
AUGCCUCCAUACCACUCUGUUGUGAAAUGUAAUAACAUUAGAGGUAAAGCAGAUGUAAGUUUCUUCAGGUUUCCAAAAAAUAGAGUCAAGAAUUUAGCUUGGGUGGCACGUUUAACCAGAAAGAACUGGAAGCCAUCUCCACACUCUAGAAUUUGUAGUGCUCAUUUUGUCAAUGGGCUGUUAAACGUUCAUGAAGAAGAAACUACACAAAAAGAGAUAAUAACAUUUAAGUUACAUGCAUUAGUAGCUAAUGAUCAGCUUGAUAAGGGGAAGGAAUUUAAUGCUGAGGAUUGUCAAGAUGUUGAUGAGAGCACUGAAACAGUUGAAGAUGAGUUAGUGGAAGUACAGGGAGAUGAGGAACUAAAUGAGAAUGUAGAAUUAGAGGAAGAUGAGGAUUGA